AUGCAUACGGUCGCUAUUGCCCUAGGCUCUAAUCUCGGAGACCGAUUCCGAAAUAUAGAGCUCGCCUUACGCUUGCUGGAGAUCCCACAACAGCUUCUAUCAUCUGAUGGGCAAGAAGAGUCUGACGAACGAGGGGAGGUGAAGGCCGAGGAAGAUUCGCCUUUAGAGUUGACAGCGACGGUGUCCGUCGUGAACACAUCUUUUUUGUAUGAGACAGCACCGAUGUACGUCACGGACCAACCAUCCUUCAUCAAUUGUGCUUGUCUGGUAGAAACGAAUCUCCCACCAACGACAAUGCUCCGUCUUUUGAAAAAGAUUGAAAUGAUCGUUGGGCGUGUCCCAUCUAUCCGAUUUGGACCAAGAGCUGUGGACCUCGAUCUGGUGUUGUAUGACCAACAAGUGCUUGACACCCGCGAGCUCGUUAUUCCGCAUCCAAGACUGGUGGAGAGAGAAUUCGUCUUGCGGCCUUUGAAUGACAUGAUUCCGGAUUACAUUCAUCCUAUACACCACAAGUCCCUGCGCAGCCUUUUGAAGAAAACACUCACAUACUGGACUUACCCAAACACCUCCCAUUCUUCUGCACCCACCCAUACCGGUAACUCCCACGGCAAACUGAAUGUCCACCACCACCCAAAACACAAGUCAACGUACCUGAUGAGCACACUAAACGCAACCCCAGACUCUUUCUCUGACGGAUUGACGCACAACACAUUACCAACCGCCCUGUCCUACGCGCGCGAGUCCGUUUCAGCCGGAGCGGCUAUCAUUGAUAUAGGUGGGUAUUCCACGCGCCCUGGGGCGGCGUUUGUGGGUGUGCAAGAGGAGAUUGAUCGUGUUGUGCCGGUUGUACAAGCUAUACGGCUUGCUGCGGCCGAAGAGUCGGAGAAGCUGAGGCAUGUACUGAUCAGUGUGGAUACGUUCAGGUGGGAGGUGGCAGAGGCGGCUGUUAGAGCAGGGGCGAACUGCAUUAACGACGUUUAUGCGUUCACUGGGCCGGAGUAUUUCUUGGAACGUGUUGCGAGGGAAUAUGCGACCCCAUGUGUGCUUAUGCAUUCUCGAGGGGAGGCGGGGCAGAAUAAAGGGUAUAAAGCCAUGUAUGGGUACGCUGGGCUGAGAGGGGCGGUUGUUGAGGGUGUGAGGGUUGAGUUGGGGCAGAAGGUGAAUGCGGUUGUGAGAGGGCGGGGAGGGGUGAGGAGGUGGUUGGUUGUUGCGGACCCUGGGGUUGGGUUUAGUAAGACUGUUGAAGGAAAUUUGGAGGUUUUGAGGGAUGCGAAGGGGGUGUGUUCAGGUGAUAAAAAAUAUCGGAACCCGCUUGCUGGGUACCCAUUCCUCAUUGGGACGUCGAGGAAGUCGUAUAUUGGCGGUGUGUUGGCACAAGGACCGGGGGGACGGGAGACUGUACCGACUGAGAGGGUGUGGGCUACGGCUGCGGGGGUGGCGUGUGCCGUUCAGCAGGGGGCGUUGGUUGUGAGGGUGCAUGAUACGAGGGAAAUGGCGGAUGUGGUUAGGAUGGCUGAUGCUUUGUGGGGUUGA
This is a messenger RNA of Laccaria bicolor S238N-H82, 1533 nucleotides long. RefSeq lists its product as uncharacterized. Gene Ontology annotation, biological process: tetrahydrofolate biosynthetic process. The transcript has 7 exons. Lineage: Eukaryota; Fungi; Basidiomycota; Agaricomycetes; Agaricales; Hydnangiaceae. Gene Ontology annotation, cellular component: mitochondrial envelope. Bases 1 to 1533 code for a protein of 510 amino acids. Gene Ontology annotation, molecular function: 2-amino-4-hydroxy-6-hydroxymethyldihydropteridine diphosphokinase activity; dihydropteroate synthase activity. The record is from RefSeq and is a predicted model, not a curated record.